This is a messenger RNA of Lethenteron reissneri (Far Eastern brook lamprey), 1197 nucleotides long. Its product is annotated as endothelial transcription factor GATA-2-like. Lineage: Eukaryota; Metazoa; Chordata; Hyperoartia; Petromyzontiformes; Petromyzontidae. The record is from RefSeq and is a predicted model, not a curated record.
GACAGGGAGGCUUCUGUUGGGGAUAGAGACGAGACAGGAGGAGACACGCGGAGACACGCGGAGACAAAUUGCAUCCUCGAGUUGCGAACUGUUGUUGUGUCGUCCCGCGGAGGAGGCUGCGUGCGGAUGCGAGAGUGCAACUGGCAAGAAGCGCUGGCAUAGACCUCCUCCACCGCCGCCGUCGCGAUGGAAGGGAGCGUCGAGCAGGGUGGCCGGUGGCUCGGACACCCGCACGGGCCCUCUGCGACGCUCGCCCCGGGCCAGCACCACCACCACCACGGCCACCACCACGGCGUGGAGUCCAACCUAGGCCACGGCGGCUACGGGCCUGAGUCCGGGGCGGCCGGGCAGCUCAUGCCGGCCGACGAGUUGGACGCCUUCCUCAACCACCUGGACGGCCCCGGGGCCCCCGUGCAGGGGCCCUACUACGUCGCGGGGCCCGGCGCUCGCCUCCACGGCUACCGGCAGGCCCACGGUGCCCAGGUAUGCCGUCCGCACCUGCUCGCUAGCCACCCGGCGCUGCCCUGGCUCGACAGCGGCAAGGCUCUGGGCGGGCACGCCUCUCACGGCCCGCCGGCGUGGGCCCUCCACCACGCGGCCCAAGCGGCUCACGCGGCCCACGCGGCCCACCAGGCCCACCACCACCAGCACCACCACCACCACCCCGGCGGACCGGUGAGCGCGCCGUACCACGCGGCAAGCCCCGCGGCCCACCACCAUCUCUUCGGCUUCCCGCCCACGCCGCCCAAGGACCCCGGGACGCCGGAGGCAGCGCCGGGGCAGGAGAAGGACGGCGGCGGCGGUGGCGGCGGCGGCGGUGGCGGCGGUGGCGGCCAGAAGGGCGUCCACUUUGGCCUCAUGACGGCUGCCGAACAGCAGGGAAUGAAGAUGGAGAACUGCAGCCCGUCGCGGGGAGGGGAGCAGAGCGGCGGUGGAGGCGGUGGAAGCGUGCCAGCCACCACGACGCACCACCCCAUCCCCAUGUACCCGCCGUACCUGGGCGCUGGCGGGCAGGAUUACGGGCCGGCCCUCUACUCGCACGCCGGCCUCCUUGGCAGCUCCAACUCCAGCUUCACGCCCAAGCACAAGAACAAGGCCCGCACGGCCACAGGUGAAGGCAUCCCCAGUGAGAUGAGCGAAGGCAUGACCAGCCAAGAGUUCUACUCCACGUGGCGUCCGGCACCAUACGGAGCCUGA